Fraxinus pennsylvanica is the source of this 1941-nucleotide messenger RNA. Lineage: Eukaryota; Viridiplantae; Streptophyta; Magnoliopsida; Lamiales; Oleaceae. The record is from the annotation of a GenBank genome assembly.
AUGGCCGGCAAGGACUUGAUGGGAGUCACCGGCAUCGCCACGUCAACACCACUCCGGCUUGUACACGACGUCGUACGAAUAUCUGGUGCCGGAUUUUCUGGUUCCUUCAAGAAAAACUGUAUGGACCUGGCUCGCAGAAUCUCACUCUUGACCCAUUUACUUGAAGAAAUUGGAGACUCUAAGAAUAGUCAUGACAAUGGCGAAAUGGGAUCCUCUUCUUCUUUCAAUUCUUGCAUUUCUGAACUCAAACUGGCAAUCCAGGCUGCGAAAAAGCUUCUUAUUGCAGCUAACAACUUCGAUAAUUCCAAGAUUUCCUCUGAUGGGGCUGCAAAAAAAAUCUCCUUCCAAUUUCAAUGUGUGACGUGGAAAUUGGAGAAGGUACUAGCUAACCUACCUUAUGAUCAUUUUGACAUAUCAGAGGAAGUACAGGAACAGGUUGAAUUAGUCAGAGCCCAGCUGAGGCGAGCCAAUGAAAAAUAUGGUGGUCCUUUGGGUUCGAACGUACUAUCUAGGGCAUUGUCCCAGCUGCUGGAAAAAGAGUUUGAUCCCCUUCAGAACGGCAACAUGGCUGUCAGAAGUCUACAUCUAGAAAAUAAUGGUAAUAUUGAUCAUAAAGUCAGAAGAAAACUGGGAGAUAUUCUAAAAGGUUAUGGGUCAGAAUGUCAUGUAUCAGCUGAGAUCCUUACAGAAUCCGAAAGGAAGCCCUCCAUAUCAACCGAGGUUUCUGUGCAAGAAGUUCAUAGCGAGAAAAGUUAUGAUUCUAAUAGGAAAAGUCCUGAGGAGAGAAAGAAGCCAGAUUCUCCAGUUAUUCCUUUCGAUUUUCUUUGCCCUAUAUCUCUUGAAAUUAUGAGGGAUCCAGUUAUCGUGGCCACGGGGCAGACGUACGAGAGAUCUUAUAUACAGAGAUGGAUAGAUUGUGGCAGUACAACAUGUCCAAAAACUCAACAAAGGCUCCAAAAUCUAGUCCUUACUCCCAAUUAUGUUUUAAGAAGUCUAAUAGCUCAGUGGUGUAUGAAACACAACUUGGAACAGCCAACAGCAUCAGUGAGUGGAAGGAUUAGAAGAAGUGACGGAUCAUUUGAAGAUAUUAGUGAGAACAUAGCAGCAAUUGAAGCAAUUGUUCAUAAGCUUUCAAGUAGUUUCAUUGAGGAACAGAGGUCUGCAGUUUCUGAGAUCCGGUCUCUAUCCAAAAGAAGUACGGAUAAUAGAAUCUUGCUUGCAGAAGCUGGAGCUAUUCCCAUUCUGGUUAAACUCUUGACGUCUGCGGAUGGUCAAAUCCAAGACAAUGCUGUCACGUGUGUUCUUAACCUUUCCAUUUAUGAUAAUAACAAGGGACUCAUAAUGCUUGCCAAUGCCAUCCCAUCCAUUGUUCAGGUUCUCAGAAGUGGAAGCAUGGAAGCAAAAGAAAAUGCGGCAGCAACUCUUUUUAGCUUGUCCCUUGCAGAUGAAAAUAAAAUAAUAAUAGGCGCAUCGGGGGCUAUUCCAGCUCUCGUAGACUUGCUACAGAACGGAAGCUCAAGAGGGAAGAAAGAUGCUGCAACAGCAUUGUUCAAUUUGUGUAUUUAUCAGGGGAACAAGGGAAGGGCUAUAAGGACUGGCAUUAUCACUGCCCUUUUAAAAAUGCUGACGGAUUCAAAUACUUGCAUGGUCGAUGAAGCACUUACCAUUCUUUCAGUUCUUGCAAGCCAUCAUGAAGCAAAAUCUGCCCUCAUCAAAGCUAGCACGAUACCAGUAUUGAUAACUCUUUUGAGAACGGGUCUUCCUCGUAACAAGGAGAAUGCGGCUGCUAUUUUACUUUCUUUGUGCAAAAGAGAUACUGAAAAUGUUGCUUGUUUGAGUAGGCUUGGUGCAUUACUACCUCUUUCAGAGCUUGCCAAAAGUGGGACGGAGAGGGCGAAGAGGAAGGCUACUUUGUUGUUAGAGCAGCUUAGCAAGGCUUGA